Molecule: messenger RNA, 1211 nt
Organism: Aspergillus homomorphus CBS 101889
Lineage: Eukaryota; Fungi; Ascomycota; Eurotiomycetes; Eurotiales; Aspergillaceae
Product: eukaryotic translation initiation factor 3 subunit J
Exons: 3
Coding region: 149-949 (266 amino acids)
Cellular component (GO): cytoplasm; eukaryotic translation initiation factor 3 complex
Molecular function (GO): translation initiation factor activity
Source: RefSeq, a predicted model, not a curated record
CUCCUUCUCUUCUUUUCCUCGAGCAUCGCCUCGGUCACCGACACCUGUCAAUCAGACACACACGCUUAUCGCUGGACUAUUGACUGGCCACGCGAGUCGCUGCAGAAAUUGCUCAUUUUGUCUAAUAUUGACCGGAUUCUUGUCCGCCAUGGCUCCUUCAAAGUGGGACGAUGAGGAAGAGAGUGUCUCCCCUCCUCCUGUGGCUGCCCGUCGCAAGUUCGACGAUGAGGAAGAAGACGACGUCCUCGACUCGUGGGACGCCGCCGAAGACUCCGAAGUAGAAAGAGAGAAGGCCGCCAAGGCUGCUGAGGCCAAGGCCAAGGCCGAAGCCGAAGCCGCUGCCAACAAGAAGAGCAAAGCCCAGCGGAUACAGGAACACAAAGCAACGCGGAAGGCGCAGGCCGACGCCUCAAGCGACGAGGAGAGCGAGGAGGACGAAGCCGAGCGGAGAGCCCGCCUCCGUAAGACGGAGAAGGAUUCCGACCUGAAGCACGCCGAGGAUCUGUUUGGCGACAUAGACCUCAAUCGCAUGCGCAACCGUGGCGCCCCCAAGGCCAUCGUCAUCGGCGACUCGGCCGACCCUACCCAGGCGAUUGAUUUGUCGGCCAUGCCUUUGUUUAAGCCCACCACUAAGGAUCAAUUCGCUCAGCUCACCUCGACUCUGAUCCCUCUGUUGACUGCGCACUCCAAGAAGCCCCAGUAUGCCUUGUGGGCUCAGGAAUUUGUCAAGCAGCUGGCCAAGGAAUUGCCUAGCGGUGAUGUCAAAAAGAUGGCCUCUGGUCUGACAACGCUCAGCAAUGAGAAGAUGAAGGAGGAGCGCGCCGCUGACAAGGGUAACAAGAAGACCAAAGCCGCCAAGACCAAGGUGUCACUCGUCGCUGCCAGAGACAACCACAUUGAUUCCAACUCUUAUGAUGGUGACGGCUUGGAUGACGAUGACUUCAUGUAAUUAUCGAAACUUGCCGUGGCCCUUCUCCUUACUCCAUCCUUCCCACUAUUUUCUUUCCAUCUCUUGUGCAUUCUCCUCAGCUUUUCAGCUAGACCGGCCUUGACUUGUCUCUCAUGUGCUCCUUUUCUGUAUAUUCGGUAUAAAAUUAUCUCCAUGUUGUCAACACCCUAUUAUCAUUUUGUCCCCUUGGCCUUGCGGUCCUGCUUCUGGUAACAUAUCGUUUCUUGCACUUACACAUAGAAUUUGAGUCCGUUGUAGUCGC